Drosophila busckii is the source of this 984-nucleotide messenger RNA. RefSeq names its product inhibitor of growth protein 1-like. Gene Ontology annotation, cellular component: nucleus. Lineage: Eukaryota; Metazoa; Arthropoda; Insecta; Diptera; Drosophilidae. The transcript has 2 exons. The record is from RefSeq and is a predicted model, not a curated record. Gene Ontology annotation, biological process: positive regulation of DNA-templated transcription. The coding region runs from base 1 to 984 and encodes 327 amino acids.
AUGUCUGCAGCAGAGUCCGAGGCCAUCAAGUCGGCCAACUAUGUGGACAAUUAUCUGAACUCGGUGGAGCAUCUGCCGGACGAUGUGCAGCAGCAGCUUUCGCGCAUACGCGAGCUUGAUGUACAGUACAAAGGCGUGAUACGCGAUAUGAAUCACUAUCACGAUCUCUAUAUGUCGCAGUUGAGCUCGGUGAGCUCUAAGACCAGAUGCUAUGCACGCAUGCAGCAGGGUCUAAUACAAGCUCAGCAGCUGGGCGAUAAAAAGAUCGAGAUUGUGAAUCGUCUGCACAGCAUAAUCGGUGCCAAGGUGCAUCAACUAGAUGCGGCUGAGCAGCAACUUGACUUGGACACAGCACAGAGUGCCAUGCGUGCUGAUGAAGACAAAGGUGGCGGCAGCAGUGUAGCUGCUCUAGUGGAAAAUGAGCAGCCAGAAAGUGCAGCUUCCUCGCUUGUGGGGGCUUCAAGCUCAUUGGGCAAUGCUGCAAGCAUUGCGAGUCAAAAUAGAAUCGAAAUCUUCGAUAUUGAAUUGAAUACUGCCAAAGCAGAAUGCAAAGGAAAUGAAAGCGAGCUCAAUACCGCUUUGGUCGCCAGUCAGCGGCGCUAUGCGAAUGAAACGAUGAAUGUUAACUCCGAAGAAAUCAGCGCUAAUGCUUUGAAUACUGCCAAAGAAAUUGGCAAUGGCAACGAAAGCGGCCUCAGGCGCUCGCAACGGUGCUUUGCGAGCCAAAUAAAUUAUGCGCAGCUAAUGGAAAACGGCGUUGGCAAUGGGAAUGGAAACUCUUUGCUUAGCGAUGGCCUCGCCGCUGAAUUCGGCAGCAAGAGCUCGCAGGUGCUCCUUGCGAGCCAAAAGAAAAAUCAAAACCUAGUGCAAAUCGUCGAUAAUGCAGCCAACGAAGUUGUCAAGGGGAAUGAAAGCGAGCGCAAGAAUUCUGUGGCGAGUUCGAUGGCACAAGAAGCUACCAGCGGCGCUUUGCGAGCGCAAUAA